Molecule: messenger RNA, 469 nt
Organism: Scaptodrosophila lebanonensis
Lineage: Eukaryota; Metazoa; Arthropoda; Insecta; Diptera; Drosophilidae
Gene: EMC6
Product: ER membrane protein complex subunit 6
Exons: 2
Coding region: 64-405 (113 amino acids)
Biological process (GO): autophagosome assembly; protein folding in endoplasmic reticulum
Cellular component (GO): membrane; endoplasmic reticulum; EMC complex
Source: RefSeq, a predicted model, not a curated record
GGGGGAGCAAGAAGCAGAGAUACCAUUAGAAGUAGAAAAUUAAGUUAAAUUAUCAAUAGAAAAAUGAAUCGUGUUAAGACUCGCCAAUCAAAGACGGGCGAAAUCAUCGCCUACAGCGAGGUGGCCAUUCGAAAUAAUAUUUCUGCUGUCGAAUAUUCACGCACUUCGAUGGCCGCAAUCUCUGGAUGUGCUGCAGGUAUAUUGGGCUUGAGCGGUACACUGGGUUUCCUCUUCUACUUUCUGUCUGUGUUCGUGUUGUGGAUUUUGGUGCUGCUUAAGUCGGGCACACAAUGGCGCAAGUUCUUCAUAAGUCGUCGCCAUCUGCUGACCAAUCAGUUCAUGGGCGGCCUUUGUACCUAUGUGCUCUUCUGGACAUUCUUAUACGGCAUGGUACAUGUGUACUAGGAAAGUGCAUUUUCUUUUUAGGCAAAUAAACGCAAAUAGCUUAAGAUUCGAGUAGACAAACGGA